Messenger RNA from Diaporthe batatas, 7447 nucleotides. Its product is annotated as mitotic regulator LTE1. The coding region runs from base 749 to 6286 and encodes 1845 amino acids. NCBI's taxonomy places the organism in Eukaryota, Fungi, Ascomycota, Sordariomycetes, Diaporthales, Diaporthaceae. Gene Ontology annotation, cellular component: plasma membrane. Gene Ontology annotation, molecular function: guanyl-nucleotide exchange factor activity. The record is from RefSeq and is a predicted model, not a curated record. The transcript is spliced from 3 exons. Gene Ontology annotation, biological process: positive regulation of GTPase activity; Ras protein signal transduction.
CUGCCACGGGCGCCGCCCACGGCCCACGGACCACCUCAAUCUCACAAUCUCCUCUCCAUGAACCGUUGCCUUCUUCCCUGCCUCGCCUUGCCUUGCCUCGCCCUGCCUUGCAUUGCCCUGCCAAUCUUGGUUUACCUUCCACCCUGAAAUAGGUAGUCAAGGUCGACGCCUGCAUUGGCUUGCAUUACCUUAUCCUGCCAUGCAUCGUCUCCCACGAUUCUCUUCCUGACCACUUCCGACCCGGGCUCCAACACUUCUGACCCUCCUUUUCCCUUGGUCGAUAAACAACCACCAUCGCGACUCCGACUCCGACUCCACUUGACGUGACCAACCCCGUCUAUCCUUCGCCUUCCUCUCUCUUUCUCUCUGUCCUCGCCCAACCCGAGUUCCAUUCGCAUCCGACAAGGUUUGCUUCCGAGUCGCGCAUUUCGGCUCCCAGCCUCUCCGGUCUUUUGAUCGCCCAGCCAAACGCCAGGCUUUGCAGGACUCGGCCGAAUUAAUCCCACCAAGGCAAUUUGGGUUUGUCGCGCAAGGUGUCAACGGCACCUUCGAGGCGGCUUGGUCUGCCAGUUGCUGCAUCUGGCUUCCGGACGUUGACUCUGGGAUCGACAGGCCAGCCGGAGCCGAAUUGGUUCAGCCUGUGUGUAUUUGUGUUCGCGUCUGGCGUCUAUCGUGUGCGGUUGUUAUGGCGUUGCGCAAGAGUCCGGUUCUUUGAGCACCCGCAGACGUUCGUCUGCCCACCGAGGCCAUGACGAGCCAAGAGAUGGAACCUGAUCACGACCCUCCGCUGCUUCCGCUCCAAGGGCCCCGUAUCAUGCCCACCGCCAACAUCAAGUCGAGUCCGCGACAGCAAGCCCGGCGCCCCCCGCAGAGCGCCACCCAAAAGAAGGAUGUCGCGAGGGCACCCGUGUUCUUGCGACCAGCACCCCGAGAUGCGGCCAAAGCCAGGCGGCCUAUUCCGCCAAGGCGGGCUCCCGAUCCGGGCGCACCGGCUCUCCCCCCAAACAAGCCGCGGACGCGCACCAUGCCCACCCAGAAGGCGAUCCCACUUGUGCCGGUGACAGAGCGGAAGAGCCAGGAGGACAGGGCGGCCUCGCGGCGGCCAAGAAAAAACUCAGAUAACGAUAGAUGGGAUAUCACGCCAGAUGGCGGGUCGGCUGGGCGCGAGGGGAGGCAGUUCACCGUGGCGAAUGUCGGCAACAAUGGUCGUAUAUACUUGAGGCCCACCGUCCGACCGGCUCACCAGAGGCACCCGCAGCCUCCGUUCGUCUUCCCAAUGACCCCCCCACAAACCGCUGGCUUAGGUUCAGCGCCGCACGAGAACCAGAUGCGGGACAGCCUCCAUGAGAAUCGACCCCUAGGCUCCCAGUGGACACCAAGCCUGAUGCCUUCAACGCCGACUACGGAACUGCUGCGGUCUUACUUGGACGACAGGAAGACAAGUAUGGGUAUGCACCGACGGACCCAGUCUGACUCCACCAUUCACGAAUCGAGGUCAUCCGUGGCUCGAGAAUCUGAUCCAGGGGCUUUCAAGAUCGUCGUUACCCAGCCGGGCGAGGAACAGAGGCCGAAAACGCUGGAAGACUUGGACGCCGCUACCUCGCCGUUCCUCGAAAUUUCCAUUCCCUCAUGGAAGUUGGGCACUCCUCGGUUUUCAGUCAAAGGAACACCUUUUAUCCGUGGCUCUAGUUACGCUCCCACUGAAGACAUCCGGUCGAGCAACCAGUCCAUGAUGAGAAGGUCAGGCGGCAUCACACCACGCUUUGCUUCGUCGAUGGGUUCUAGGAGGCCCGGCUCUCUUGCUGGAGCCGCCUCCCGUCUGUCACUGCCACAGAGACCUGCCUGGCUGGGUUCUGGGCUUUCUCCACACGAGGCAUCUCGGGCAAAGUACAUGUCAUCGCAUGUUGUGAUCGAGCCUGCAAUGUUCGACUCUCUAACCUUCAAGCCGGCCUGCGAUAACCCGGUCAUUGUCAGGUACUCGUCUCUCACCGGAGCUGUGACUGCGGCAACUCCUCCGCGCCUCGUAGCGGAGAUCACUUCUCCCACGUUCCUCGACUAUGAACUCCUGUCCGACUUCUUCCUCACUUUUCGGGCAUACCUGUCGCCCAUGGAUCUGCUUAAAAUGCUCUUCUCACGGAUGCGAUGGGCUUUGAUGAGAGAUGGUGAGGUGGGAGUGGUAGUGCGUGUUCGAACCUUUGUGGCCCUCCGGCACUGGAUUCUGAACUACUUCGUGGACGACUUCGUCUGCGAGUACGAAAUGCGCACAGGUUUCUGCAAGCUGCUGAAUAGCUUGACAGAUGACGUGUCGCAGGACUCGAAAGGGCGCAGGGUACAGCUUAAGAUUCUGGCCGAGCUCAAAAAGUGUUGGAGACGCGUUUGUGCUCAAUUUUGGGAUGGACCUGAAUCCGAAGCUUCUUUACCACCUGAAGCGCCCAUCGUCCCAGGCGGCAUUCCUGGUCAUCGAAACCCCAGUCUGGACCCCGAAUUCUGGCAGAGAUAUCUGGACAAUGGCCCGCCAACACUGGACAAUAUCCUUGCGCCUCUAACGAGCAAUCCGCCGGAUUCAGAGACAAGCUUUUAUCGUGAUGUCGCAAGGGCUGGCGGCCAGGACAUUGACUACCAACAAGCUCAAAGACCUGCGACUCCCGAGAAUCAAAUCGACGGCAGGAAAACGACCGAGGAAGUGCAAGUCUCCCCGACCAGCAUAUCGAGCGGAGACAUCGUCUCGUGCUCAUUCCCGACUAGAACUCUCAAGUCCUCAAGCCCUGGUUCGAACCAUCAUCUGGGUGCACAUCCGGUUGACCCGAGCUCAAUCUACACCAUGGAGCCUAUCGCGACGACACCCCGUGCCUUGAUGGGAAAGCGGCUGCGACCCCAGCAAGCGCACAAACGCAACGGAAGUCUUUCCGACUCCCUGAGGGAACAUAACAACACAACACUCGAGCAGCUACUCCAGCAGAACACCGAAACACUACUUUCACUUCCAUACGCCGGCAGUCUUGUGAGAGGCAACGUCAUGCCUCCAGGCCAGGCCUUUGUUGAAAUUGUCUCACCGAGCUCAACAAACGGUGCAAGUCGACAGACGACAGUGUUUCAACCAUACCCAGAUGAUUCGGAGAUGGACAAAGCCGCGGCUUCUGCGAUGUCUGGGCAAGGAAUGCGAAAACUUAUCUGUGGUGUUCGUCGCGCGCUUAGUACGCGGGGCCAGGAUGUGUCGCCUACACAAGGCAACUUCAACAUCGCGCCCAUAGGUCCCCGAGGUGUCACCACAAAUAGACUGCCUGGGACUGCGAUAGUGCCACAGGCUCGGCCGAGGACUAAUAGUACGCGACCAGCCGUUCGGAUCGAUCUACUUGGAGCGGAGAUCGUAGAGGACUUUAAAAAGGUGAUCAGGGAGGACGCGGCAGCAGAAGCUGCUCUGCAGAGCUUCCACGGCUCUAUACCGUCCACGCCGACGACAGUCAGGGGUCCCGGAGAAGACAGCGGGUUCUCGGUACCGCAAAUGGAAGUAAUGCGGCAGGCCAAUCUGCAGGACGGCUCGCGUCCCUUCAGUGACGGCGGCGUGACCGCCGGGAGCAAAUCCAUCCUCAUCAUCGACGACACACUGCGUGUCCCAAAUGAGUUUCCCGCAAUGGCAGGCGCUCUGCCUGCUUUUACGCAGUCGGUAGAAGAUUUCGCAGACUCCUUCAUGCCACAGGGAGGAGCAGAUCCUACCCCACCUAGCACACCUCCUGGUCGGAUAACAGACACACCAAGAAGGUCUUCAUACUUGCUCAAUCAGCAUGUCCUCCGCUCGGUCAAGUCAACUGAUGCCUUGCCUCCUUUCGUUCCGGACCUGGACACUCUCGCUGGUGGGCACGCUCACAGGCCAUCUGAAGAUGAAGCCCGCCCUCCUCUGGAUGACAGAUUUUCUUCGUCUCAAUUCCUGCGGCAAUCAUUGAGUCGCCCACCAUUAAGUGGAGUGUACGGGCAUGGGCGCCACCGCUCGAGUCGCUCAUUGCGUUCGAACGGCACAAUGGGGCUCAGAAGAUAUGCUUCAUUCCAAAGUGGAAUGGGACUGCGAUCAACUGUUCGCAGCUUCGAUGCGACCACGUACUCUGACAGAGCGUCGAUAGAGCAAUCGUCCGUGCCACCGCCGUUGAGAGUCCUGCGAAGACGUCCUGGCGGAGACCUUAGAGCAGUCAACCGCGUUGGAGACCUGGACCAACAAGUGCUGCGUAAGUCGCGCUCAUUGGGGUCUCUUACGGCUUAUACGGACUCGCUGGGAACUUCGUUCCUCCAAAGCCCAGCUUUGGGCCGCGGCUCAAUGGGAUUGAUGGAUGCUGUCAACAGCGACUACUCUCAAAAUCGGGUAGAGGUCUUUUCUCUCGGCCUUCCAGCAGAGAGGCCAAAGCGUAGGAUCUCUUUGCUCAGCACAUCCUCCUCUAGGCCCAUCAUGAGACCUUCGUUCGAGGCUGAGGCACAGAAGCUCGCAAAUAUUCCAGACGACGAAGAUGACGGUGGCGUUGAGUCGGCACUGCUGAAGCUCGAGGGGAAAUACGAGAGGAGGCCGUUUAAGCUGUCCCUGGAUGGGACAAACACCGCUCUGAUCAACAUGACCGUCAGCCGCAAAACGCCGCCGCCAGAAGAGGGGCCCGAUUCCAAGGCAGAGAAACGGAAACAUCGCCAGGAGCACAUCGGGGAAGAAGGUGUCAUGUCUCCGGCACCACCUGCCGAGAGUUCCGCAGAGGCGUCGGACUCGGCAUCCCUGCGUGUUCCCGAACAGGGCCGGUCCCUGCGCGAUGAGGUUGGCUCGUUCUUGUCGGACGGCUCGGACGGCUCAUAUUUAUCAAUCCCUCUGCUACAACGCGAGAUCGCGGAUGAUAGCCACAGGAGCCCAGCGGAAUGGACAAACCAAUCAAUUCUCCAAGAUCCCGAAGAUGGCACCUCUGCCGAUGAACGAGAAGGAGGGGACAAAGAUCGCUCAUUUGAGUUUGUCAGGAAGUCUGAGAGCAUCGAGAAGAUCAAGCCAGGAGACACCAUGCCGACGCCCAGGCAACGUGACAAGACGAGAGACUCAUCUCAGUCUUUCCUUGAUAUUGACAGUACUGACGACGAGCUGUCGUCAGAGCUCUCAGACAACAUGGAGGAGGACGACGAGGAACUCGACGCAUUCCCGUCUCUGCGGCGUGGCGCCACCCUCACCAAGAUUCAAACCAACCACACGGCAAGAUCAUACAAGACCUUCGGGACGCAGACCAAGCGCACGGUUAGCGUAGCCUCACCGACCUCGGGCACUGUUCAGACUUUCGAGGUGUCGCCCGAGACUGCAGACGUCCCAGAAUUGCACAGUGCUCAGAUCUGGGGGCAAGAAAACGGGCGCAAGCCGUUGCCUCCCACACCAGACUACACGCCAACGUUCGAACAGGCAACGCAGUCUAUGAAAUUGGCGCCAGGUGCCACUGAGGCACCGCGCAACGCAGCUAACAUGGCUGAGCAAGAGAAGACCCGGGACUUUUCUGCGCACCUGCCGUUCAUCUUGGCGUUUGACUCGGAGAUACUUGCCCAGCAGUUCACGCUCAUUGAGAAGGACGCUCUUAACGAGAUCGACUGGAAGGAGCUUAUUGAGAUGCGGUGGAAGAAUGCCGAUAAUAAUGACUGUCGGUCAUGGGUCCAGUUCCUGCGCGACGCGGACGCUCGUGGCGUGGAAGUGGUGAUCGCUCGCUUCAACAUUGUUGUCAAAUGGGCCGUUUCUGAAAUUGUCCUGACGCAGAACAUGGAGGAGCGAGCUCGGUGCAUCAUCAAGUACAUCCACAUUGCUGCACACUGCAGGCGCUAUCGCAAUUUCGCCACGAUGAGCCAGAUCACCAUCGCGCUGACAAGUGGAGAGGUUGAGCGCCUGUCGCAGACAUGGAGGAUGGUGCCCCCCCACGACGUACACACCCUGCGGGAGCUCGAGGCUCUGAUCUCGCCUACCCGGAAUUUUUUCGCUCUGCGCUCAGAGAUGGAAGGUGGAGGUCUGACCACCCACGACAUGGGUUGCAUCCCUUUUGUGGGCAUUUAUACCCACGAUCUCAUCUUCAACGCACAACGGCCAAGCGAGAUCGCCAGCAGUCCAACGACGGCCCCCCUGGUGAACUUCGAGAGAUGCCGGAUUGCUGCUGGCGUGGUCAAGACCUUGCUUAGGCUGCUGGAGGCAAGCACGACAUACAACUUCCAACCGAUCGAGGGCAUCACCGAGCGCUGUCUCUGGAUGAGUGCUCUGUCAGAUGAUGAGAUCCGACGAUACUCUCAGCGAUUGCAAUGACGAGCAAACACACAAACUGCACACCGCGACCGAACUCUCGAAACCGGCGGCUUUUUUACUGAAGCGUGUGGAAUGGAGUUUUAACACGAUACCCCCUGUAUAUUCUCUUCCUACCAACGACCGCACAUGUUGCUUUUGACGGCACGAAAAGACGCAACCUUAAAUUAGAUGCCGGCCUUGACACGCCACCCGAAACGAAACCGCACUUACAGUUGACUGUAAAUGAUCAACUUUCCCCGCUUCAUAUUGGCCAAUAUUGGUCUUUUCAUAGUGCAAACUAUCAUAUACCCACUUAGAUGAGGUCUCGGAGCAUCGGGUAAUUCUUAAUUCCCUUUGAAGUCACGACUCUCGUGUGUUCUGCUACGAGAUUGCACCACCAGCACCAGCAAUAGUGGCCACGCGGAAGAGCAGCGAGCAAAGCCAGCAUUGCUUUUUGAUUUAACUUAUGUUUCUGAUCGCGACGAUCUGAUAAUUCUUGGAUUGAGGAAUAGAGCCGAUGGUUGGAACGGCGGGAAUCUACCAGCACGCCGCUCGAGAGGCGUCCUAGCCUCUGUUUGGUGGGACGGACCGGUACCCACUGGAGAGCGUUGCACGCUCCCUUCACUGGGGCCUGCUGGGGAAGGAGAUGCAGUGGUGUUGUUUCAAGACGCAUAAUCGUGUAUGUCAUUUACAAGGCUCUGACACUGGUCGAAGCCGAGGUCUUUGUUUCCUUAUUCUGUUUUCCGUUUUUCAGUUUUUUCAUCCCUCCGGCAUGACGAUUUUGUGAGGUUGCGAAGGGAAGAGCGGCUCGGUUCAUUCAUAUACCCCCUUGUUUUCAUUUUCUAUUUCGAUAAACGGGCGGAGUUGGAGCUGCGUCGUCCGGGAUGGAGGGGCGACGCAAGACGAUGGGGAAGUGGGACCUGGGAGACGGACGGCCAGCAAAGCAGGCGGGCUCUUUUGAAAGAAGUUCCCCGCCGUCUUACGAGAGACGAUGCGGCUGAACCUGACGAAUACAUGAUCACGCUCUGGGCUCAAUGCCAGGCUAAAAAACCCGAUACUACCUACCCUUUCGCGGUCUGAAAUCAUGUGCAAUCCCGAAAUUGUGAAUGGGGACGGCUGACAUUCCUGGUACCUGGUGCUGCGUCAUCGUACAUAUUCCCAUACUGGGCAUGGGAUUUUAAC